Sorghum bicolor (sorghum) is the source of this 3270-nucleotide messenger RNA. RefSeq names its product extra-large guanine nucleotide-binding protein 3. The record is from RefSeq and is a predicted model, not a curated record. Gene Ontology annotation, biological process: adenylate cyclase-modulating G protein-coupled receptor signaling pathway. The transcript is spliced from 9 exons. The coding region runs from base 481 to 3048 and encodes 855 amino acids. Gene Ontology annotation, molecular function: GTPase activity; guanyl nucleotide binding; G protein-coupled receptor binding. NCBI's taxonomy places the organism in Eukaryota, Viridiplantae, Streptophyta, Magnoliopsida, Poales, Poaceae. Gene Ontology annotation, cellular component: heterotrimeric G-protein complex.
ACACGUUUAUUGCGUCCUGGCCGUGCGGCGGCGGCGGCGUCCCGUCCCGUCCCGUGCCUCCCUGCUUGCCUUUGCUUCCUUCCUUCCUUGCGGGUCUCCCUCCCAGUUGUCUUCUUCCUUCCCCCUCCCACUCCCACCUCCGCAUCCAAUUUGCUUGGCCUGACCACCAACCCGAUCCAGAGAAGAGAAGAGGUGGCAGCCGGGAUCGAGAAAGAAAGCUCCGUCCAUCAGUUGGGCGGUUGUGGUGGAAAGCUGGUUUCCCGGAUUUGAAGGAAGCCGUUUCCCCGGCCAGUCCUUGUCGCAUCUCUCCCGCUACUACUACUCUGCCUAGUGUAGUUGUUGACAGGCUUGAUCUUAAUUGGUGCCACUUUCGAAUAAGGAAAGCGUCUUUGUUGCAAAUCUUCUUCAGCUGUGGUGUGGUGAUGAUGGCGACGUAGGAGGCAGGUGGUUGACAAGCAAAGCAUCCAGCCCAGGGCCGCCAUGGAUGGGACUGGGAGCACCUGGGAGGACAUGAUGCGGAGGAUCCUUCCCCCGGGCACUCCCAUCCCCGACGCGCCGCCCAAUCUCGACUACUCCAUCGCCCUCGAGUACGACGGCCCGCCGGUGCCCUACGACCUCCCCAGGGUAGACCCCGUCCAGAUCCCUGCAAUCCCCACGGCGGAGCCAGUGUCCGGUUCCCAGGUGCUCGGAGCCCUCCCGGUGGCCCCUGUUGUUCAGCCCAUCCGCCUCCCCGUCUCUAGGAUCGCCCGCUGCGCAGAUCCGGUGGCCGCGCAGCCUGCUGGCAGCUCUGAGUCAGUCCUGCACAACCAGGAGUUCAGUGACGACGAUGACCAAGCCGAUGAUUCCCGCUCACAGUCGCACGGCUCAGCACAGACCUCACCUGGCCCACAGAAUAGGCAGGAGGGCAGGAGACCUCCCGUCGUCACCUUCGGCUUCACACCCGACACCAAGUAUGACAGCAACCAGUUUGAGGACAUGUCUGAGCAGUACGUGGCUGUCACCAAGAAGGACAAGACGACGACGACGACGAGGAGAAGGGCGUGCUAUCGCUGUGGGAAGAGGAAAUGGGAGAGCAAGGAGUCAUGCCUUGUUUGUGAUGCAAGGUACUGCAGCUAUUGUGUCCUUAGGAUGAUGGGGUCAAUGCCAGAAGGGCGCAAGUGCGUCGCCUGCAUCGGCCAGCCAAUCGAUGAGUCUAAAAGGUCAAAGCUGGGGAAGAACUCGAGGACGCUUUCGCGGUUGCUCAGCCCCUUGGAAGUAAGGCAAAUCUUGAAAGCUGAGAAGGAGUGCCAAGCGAAUCAGCUUCGCCCAGAGCAGCUUAUUGUCAAUGGUUGCCCGUUGAGGCCAGAGGAGUUAACUGACCUGUUAAGUUGCUCACGGCCUCCUCAGAAGCUAAAGCCAGGAAAGUAUUGGUAUGACAAGGAGUCAGGCUUAUGGGGAAAGGAAGGGGAAAAACCAGACAGGAUUAUUAGCUCCAACCUCAAUUUUACUGGGAAGCUUCAGGCCAAUGCUAGUAACGGAAACACCCAGGUUUAUAUGAACGGAAGGGAGAUAACAAAGGUUGAGCUGAAAAUUCUAAAGGUUGCAAAUGUUCAGUGUCCUCGUGACACUCAUUUUUGGGUUUAUGAUGAUGGUCGUUAUGAGGAAGAAGGACAAAACAACAUAAAAGGAAAAAUAUGGGAAUCAGCUCUGACACGUUUUGCAUGCACAUUAUUUUCACUGCCGGUGCCUCCGGGGAAUUCAAAUGGAACCAGAGAUGAAAUUCCAUAUACUGCAAGAACUGUUCCUGAUUAUUUGGACCAAAAAAGAAUACAAAAGCUUCUUCUCCUUGGACCACCUGGUGCUGGUACGAGCACUAUUUUUAAGCAGGCUAAAUACUUGUAUGGGACUAGGUUCACCCAAGAAGAACUUGAAGGUAUCAAACUGAUGAUCCAAAGCAAUAUGUUCAAGUAUCUUGGGAUUUUGCUAGAGGGACGCGAGCGUUUUGAGGAAGAGGCUUUGUCUAGAUUGAAUUACACGAUUUCUCACGGUGAAGAAACUCAGCAUGAUGAAAAUAAAGCCAAUGGAUCAAAUUCUUGUAUAUACUCCAUAAAUGCGAGGCUAAAGAAAUUUUCAGAUUGGCUUUUGGAUAUAAUAGCAAUGGGCGACCUAGAUGCAUUCUUCCCUGCUGCAACGCGUGAAUAUGCUCCAUUUGUUGAUGAGAUGUGGAAGGACCCCGCCAUACAAGCAACAUUUAAAAGAAAGGAAGAAUUACAUUUUCUCCCUGAUGUAGCUGAGCACUUCUUGAGCAGGGCCAUUGAGGUGUCAAGCAAUGAGUAUGAACCUUCAGAGAAAGAUGUAAUCUAUGCUGAAGGAGUAACACAAGGAAAUGGGCUAGCCUUCAUCGAGUUCACACUUGAUGAUCGCAGCCCAAUGUCAGAACCUUAUAUCGACAACCCUGAGGCACAUUCCCAGCCUCUCACCAAAUAUCAGCUGAUCAGAGUUAGUGCAAAAGGCAUGAAUGAUGGCUGCAAAUGGGUGGAAAUGUUUGAAGAUGUCCGCAUGGUGAUAUUCUGUGUAGCACUCAGUGAUUAUGACCGAUUGGGACCCCCUGUAUGUGGCAGCAGUCGACCUAUUGUGAACAAAAUGAUGCAAAGCAAAGAGUUAUUUGAGGCUACAAUCCGGCAACCAUGCUUCUGUGAUACUCCAUUUGUUCUGGUUCUGAACAAGUAUGACCUUUUCGAGGAGAAGAUCAACCGUGCCCCCAUCUCUAGCUGUGAGUGGUUCAAUGACUUCUGCCCAGUGCGGACGAACCACAACAACCAGUCGCUGGCUCAUCAGGCAUACUACUACAUCGCCAUGAAGUUCAAGGACCUGUACUUUGCGCAGACGAACCGGAAGCUUUUCGUGUGGCAGGCUCGUGCCCGUGAGCGCCAGACUGUGGACGAAGCAUUCAAGUACGUAAGGGAGGUUCUCAAGUGGGAGGAGGAGAAAGACGAGAACUACUACCAGGAGGAAUCGUUCUACAGCACGACUGAGAUGAGCUCCUCCCCGUUCAUCAGAGCGGAAUGAGAUGGCAGGCACUUGCUGAUUUUAUUUUAUUAGCUGAUUUCGUGUGGUACAUACAGAUGCAAAAAUCAAUCAUUAUCAGUGUAUAUUAUUUAAUUGAUUUGCUUAUUCGUAUCGUAAUUGGUAUUGGUUGUGUAUCUUAGUGCUAAGGCAUAUAAGAAUCAAAGAAUGUGUUGUUAAUACUGCUGCUGUUUACUGUUGGUGCAUUGUAUUUGCCAGUACUAA